This is a messenger RNA of Helicoverpa zea (corn earworm), 2218 nucleotides long. RefSeq names its product kelch-like protein 10 (gene klhl10). The record is from RefSeq and is a predicted model, not a curated record. NCBI's taxonomy places the organism in Eukaryota, Metazoa, Arthropoda, Insecta, Lepidoptera, Noctuidae. Bases 1 to 2007 code for a protein of 668 amino acids. The transcript has 13 exons. Gene Ontology annotation, molecular function: protein binding.
AUGGAAAACGACCCGAAUAACACAACGGCGGGUCGCGAGACUGGACGGUGCAUGUCGGUGGCGGCGAUGCAGGCGCUACACCGGCUGCGCGAGUGCCGGCUGCUCUGCGACGCUAUAGUGCGCGCGGACGACGGCGCCGCCUUUCCCGUGCACCGUGCCAUCCUCUCUGCCUGCAGCCCAUACUUCCUGGCACUAUUUACAACAACAUUGCACUCUCGCGAACAAAGCGACGUGCUGAUAUCGGGCGUGCGCUCGGAGAUCCUGUUGCUGCUGAUCGAGUACGCGUACCUGCGCCGCAUCGAGGUCACCGACGCGAAUGUCCACGAGCUGCUCAUGACUGCCGACUACCUCGCCUUCCUGGGCGUGCUGCAGCUGUGCUGCGACCAUCUCAGAGCCUCUCUUAAUCCCAAGAAUUGUCUCGGUAUUAUGAUGUUUGCGAGACGCGUAUUUUGUUACAAGCUCGAAGCGGACGCUAGACGUUACCUGUUGCGUUAUUUCGUGACUGUAGCGACACAAAGCGAUGAAUUCCUCCACCUGCCUCUCGAGGAACUCAACUCUAUUAUACUGGAAGACGAACUGAACGUGAAAAGUGAAGAAGUGGUCUGGGAAGCGGUGCUCCGCUGGGUUAACUAUGACCCAGACAGCCGCUGGCAGCAUACCGUCAAACUGAUGGGCAGUAUACGGCUCGGACUACUUGACACACAAUUUUUCUUAGAAAACGUAAAAGACCAUCCGUACGUUACCGGCAACGAAGGUUCACGACCCAUUAUUAUUGAAACCCUGAAGUUCCUGUACGACUUGGAGAUGAUCGCUCAGAGAGACGGUGAAGUCGCCACGCCGGAGAUAGCCCGCCCCAGAGUUCCACACGAAGUUCUUUUCGCAAUUGGAGGAUGGAGCGGCGGUUCACCGACGGCAUUCAUUGAAACGUAUGACACAAGAGCAGAUCGAUGGAUAAAGGUGGAGGAAGUGGACCCAGCAGGUCCUCGAGCAUAUCACGGCACAGCUGUCUUAGGAUACUGCAUCUACGUGAUCGGUGGCUUCGAUGGCAUGGACUAUUUCAACUCGUGUCGCUGUUUCGACGCCGUUUCAAAGUCAUGGCGUGAGGUGGCACCAAUGAACGCUCGACGCUGCUACGUGUCGGUAGCAGUCCUGGGGGAGACGAUAUACGCGAUGGGCGGCUACGACGGCCACCACAGACAGAACACGGCGGAGAGGUUCAAUCACCGCACUAACCAGUGGUCCCUGGUCGCGCCCAUGAACGCGCAACGGUCUGACGCGAGCGCUGCUGCGCUGGAUAAUAAGAUAUACAUAACGGGUGGUUUCAACGGCCAGGAGUGCAUGAACAGCGUGGAGGUGUACGACCCUGACACGAACCAAUGGACGAACUUGGCGCCCAUGCGCUCGCGCCGCUCCGGCGUCUCGUGCAUCGCUUACCACAACAAGAUCUACGUGAUCGGUGGUUUCAACGGCAUAUCUCGAAUGUGUAGCGGCGAGGUGUACGACCCCGCCGCAAACACGUGGGCCCCCGUGCCCGACAUGUACAACCCUCGCAGCAACUUCGCCAUUGAAGUCAUCGAUGACAUGAUAUUCGCUAUUGGGGGCUUUAACGGAGUCACCACCAUCUACCACGUCGAGUGCUACGAUGAGAGGACCAAUGAGUGGUACGAGGCAACAGACAUGAACAUCUACCGGUCGGCGCUAUCAGCGUGCGUGAUCAUGGGCCUGCCCAACGUGUACGACUACAUACACAAACACCGGGAGCGGCUGAUGGAAGAGAAACGACAGAAGAUCCUGCUGUCAGAGACGGCGCGCCAUGGACAGCAUCGCACGGCUUUGCCUGAUAGUAACCGGCCGUGGUUGGUGCAGGUGCACCUGAUGGAAGACAACGACGACAUGCUGGAACAGCUGGGUCUCAUGGAGAACCAGGCUGCGAACAACGAUGCGCCCGCGCCGCCUCCGCCGCCGCCGCCGCCACCCCUCCCUCCGCAGCCUAUGGAGCAGGAUUAGCGCACUCCAAGGUCUCACUGUUAUUCGAAAAGCCUACCCGACGAUAGUAAACUAACUACCUAAUCAAUAAGAUGAAGAAAUAAAAGUCUUAGGAAAAAGUAUAGUGAAGUUAAUAUUAUGUAAAAUUAUUAUGUAACCGUCCUUUAUUUUUAAAAAUAUUUACAUUUAUUAUAGCAAUUUUGGCAUAUUUAUAAUGUUGUGAUAUUUUCAU